Messenger RNA from Octodon degus (degu), 2376 nucleotides. RefSeq names its product methylenetetrahydrofolate reductase (gene Mthfr). The record is from RefSeq and is a predicted model, not a curated record. Lineage: Eukaryota; Metazoa; Chordata; Mammalia; Rodentia; Octodontidae. Bases 103 to 1827 code for a protein of 574 amino acids. Gene Ontology annotation, biological process: tetrahydrofolate interconversion. Gene Ontology annotation, molecular function: FAD binding; methylenetetrahydrofolate reductase [NAD(P)H] activity. Gene Ontology annotation, cellular component: cytosol. The transcript has 10 exons.
CUCUGCCUCUGGCCUCACCUGUGCACUCCAUGAGCAGGUGUUGGAGAGUGGUGUCCCCCAGGAGCCUCUUUUCAGCGUGAAAUCCCCCGCAGGUUUGACCAGAUGGCAGCAGGUGGCCCCCUCUUCAUAGAUGUGACCUGGCACCCAGCAGGGGACCCGGGUUCAGAUAAAGAGACGUCCUCCAUGAUGAUCGCCAGCACGGCUAUGAACUACUGUGGCCUGGAAACCGUGCUGCACAUGACCUGCUGCCAGCAUAGCCCGGAGGAGAUCACGGGCCACCUGUAUAAAGCGAAGCAGCUGGGCAUCAGGAACAUCUUGGCGCUGCGGGGAGACCCCGUAGGAGGCCAGUGGGAAUCGGAGGAAAGAGGCUUCGACUAUGCCACAGAUCUGGUGAAGCACAUCCGAAGCGAGUUUGGUGACUACUUUGACAUCUGUGUGGCUGGUUACCCCAAGGGCCACCCCGAGGCAGGGAGCUUUGAGGAGGAUCUGAAGCACCUGAAGGAAAAGGUGUCUGCCGGAGCAGACUUCAUCAUUACGCAGCUCUUCUUUGAGGCUGACACUUUCUUCCGCUUUGUGAAGGCCUGCAGCGAGAUGGGCAUCACCUGCCCCAUCCUCCCUGGGAUCUUCCCUAUCCAGAGCUACUCCUCCCUCCGGCAACUGGUGAAGCUGUCCAAGCUGGAGGUGCCACAGGAGAUCAAGGAUGUGAUAGAGCCAAUCAAAGACAAUGAUGCUGCCAUCUGCAACUAUGGCAUUGAGCUGGCCGUGAGCUUGUGUCAGGAGCUUCUGGCCAGCAGCUUGGUGCCCGGCCUGCACUUCUACACCCUCAACCGCAAGAUGGCCACCACUACGGUGCUGAAGCGCCUGGGCAUGUGGACUGAGGACCCCAGGCGUCCCCUCCCCUGGGCCAUCAGCGCGCACCCCAAGCGCCGAGAGGAAGAUGUGCGCCCCAUCUUCUGGGCCUCCAGACCAAAGAGCUAUAUCUACCGCACCCAGGACUGGAACGAGUUUCCCAAUGGCCGCUGGGGCAAUUCCUCCUCCCCCGCCUUCGGGGAGCUGAAGAACUACUACCUCUUCUACCUGAAGAGCAAGUGCCCCCAGCAGGAGCUGCUGAAGAUGUGGGGCGAGGAGCUCAGCAGUGAGGAAAGCGUCUUUGAAGUCUUUGCACACUACCUCUCGGGAGAGCCAAACCAGCAUGGCCACAAGGUGACCUGCCUGCCCUGGAACGACGAGCCACUGGCAGCCGAGACCAGCCUGAUGAAGGAGCAGCUGCUGCGUGUGAACCGGCUGGGCAUCCUUACCAUCAACUCCCAGCCCAACGUCAACGGAAAGCCGUCCUCUGACCCCAUUGUGGGCUGGGGCCCCAGCGGGGGCUAUGUCUUCCAGAAGGCCUACCUGGAGUUCUUCACCUCCCGAGAGACAGCGGAGGCACUCCUGCAGGUGCUGAAGAAGUACGAGCUACGGGUCAACUACCACAUUGUGGAUGUGAAGGGUGAGAACAUCACCAACGCCCCUGAGCUGCAGCCCAAUGCUGUCACGUGGGGCAUCUUCCCGGGGCGAGAGAUCAUACAGCCCACAGUGGUGGAUCCCGUCAGCUUCAUGUUCUGGAAGGAUGAGGCCUUCGCCCUGUGGAUCGAGCAGUGGGGCAAGCUGUACGAUGAGGAGUCGCCAUCCCGCAUGAUCAUCCAGUACAUCCACGACAACUACUUCCUGGUCAACCUGGUGGACAACGAGUUCCCAAAGGACAACUGCUUGUGGCAGGUGGUAGAAGAUGCAUUCGAGCUGCUCAAUAGGCCUGCUGCGCUCUCGUGGGAGACGGAGGCACCGUGACCUGCACCUGCCCCUCCCUGUCCUGGGUCUCCCAUGCACCCCCAAGCCUGGCCCUCACCGCCUACAUAAGGAUGGCAGGACGGGAGUCAGCCCUUCAUGGGAGCCUGGUGUUCCCUGCACCAUCAGGAUGUUGUGCUCUGUCAGUGAGGGAUACCUCCGUGCUGAAAGGGGCCACAUCACUCUCCUGGGAAGGAAAGGACAUUGGUUUUGCAGCUGAGCCCCUGGAGCUAGCCUGGGACAUCCAGAGAACUUGUACUUGGGGCCCCUGCAGGAUAGAAUAAGUGUGGGCAGCAGGCUCUUGUGAGAUGAAAGAAUGAAGGUUCUGGGAGGAGGCAGCCAGAGCCCCAGGACCUGGGACUGAAGGAGCAGACCGCUGACUCCUGCUCAGCUGGCCUGUCGGGCCGGCUCCUAGCAUGCCAGGACAUCUUGGCCCCUUCUACCUGCGGCCUUGGCCGGGUGCAUCCCCUUCUGCAGUGCUGUUCUUCGCAACAGCAGUCUGUGUUCUGCUGGUGGAAGACAUCAAGGGCCCCUCGAGCUUGCUGGGGCCCU